Molecule: messenger RNA, 1742 nt
Organism: Zophobas morio
Lineage: Eukaryota; Metazoa; Arthropoda; Insecta; Coleoptera; Tenebrionidae
Product: juvenile hormone esterase-like
Exons: 6
Coding region: 1-1620 (539 amino acids)
Molecular function (GO): serine hydrolase activity
Source: RefSeq, a predicted model, not a curated record
AUGUCCAAGCCGGCGCCUGUGGUGACCAUCAGUCAAGGGACCCUGAGGGGUUCCAGUGGUGUGGAUAUUCGCAGGAACACGUUUUGUAAGUUCCUGGGGAUUCCGUACGCUAAGCCGCCUCUGGGGAGUUUGAGGUUUAAGGCGCCUUUGCCUCCGGAGAGGUGGGUGGGUGUGCUGGAUGCUACGAAGGAGGGGGAUCCCUGCUACCAGAGGGACUUUUUGAGGAAUAAGGCCAUUACUGGGAGCGAGAAUUGCCUGGUUUUGAAUGUUUAUACGAAAAAGCUACCAAAACCCGGCGACGACCUCCGCCCCGUCCUCUUCUGGAUCCACGGCGGCGGCUACGUCUUCGGCUCCGGAAGUCAAAUAAUGUACGGCCCUGACUUCCUCGUCACCGAAAACGUGGUCCUAGUCACCAUAAACUACCGCCUCGGACUCUUAGGCUUCCUCAGCUUCGAAGACCCCUCCUUGGACAUCCCCGGCAACGCCGCCCUCAAAGACCAAGUCAUGGCCUUGAAAUGGGUGCAAAAGAACAUCUCCAAAUUCGGCGGCGACCCCAACAACGUCACCAUCUUCGGCGAAAGCGCUGGCGGGGCCUUCGUCCACCUCCUCAUGCUGUCCCCCAUGAGCAGAGGGCUUUUCCACAAAGCGAUCGCCCAGAGCGGGUGCGCCCUAAACCCAUGGGUGCGCGGGGUCAGAGGCUGCCACGUGGUAGCAGAAGCCAUGGGUCUGCACGAGGCGGACGAUCGUACCGUUUACAACGCCCUAAUGCAGAAAACAGCCCAAGGGAUUUUCGAGAUCCAGGAGAAGAUUCGAGAUAGGUUGUUGGCGAGCGAACUCAAACCAUUUGGGGUUGUCAUUGAGAAAAAUUCAAGGGAAGCGUUUCUGGAGAAGGAACCUUUAGCUAUGGUGUUAGCGGGGGAUUUUGCUCGGGUGCCGCUGAUGAUGGGGUACACUGUGAAUGAAGGUACUGCUUAUGAGCUCUUCAAGAAACCGGAGCUUCCCGAGAUGCCGCCUAUUGAAAGUACCAUUCCGUGGUACUUCGGGUAUGACAAUGACUCUCCUGAAGCACAGGUUGUGGCUGACAAGAUCAAGGAUUUUUACUUUGAGGGGAAAGAAUAUUCGAAGAAGACUCAAUCCGAGAAGUUUACUCUUCUGACGGACGCCCACUUCUUACAUGGUCUCUACGUGACGGUUAUCAGUCACAUCAACCACGCCAAAUCGCCUCUCUAUCUGUAUAAACUCGUUCUAGAAACGAAGCUAAACUUCUUCAAAAAUCUCCUAGAUAUUAAAGUACCUGGGCCGUACCACUGCGACGAAAUCGGUUACCUGUUCAAAAAUUUUACCACUCCAGUCAUACGAACGGGAAGUGUCGAAGACAUCUCUCUUCGGAAAUUUCUGAGAUUGUGGUCAAACUUUGCCAAGUUUGGGAAUCCCACCCCCGAGGAGUACGACCCGUUGCUGCAGAGCGAAUGGAAGCCAGUGACGGACACGAAUCUUGAUUUUCUCUACAUUGGAAAGACUUUAACCCAGAUGUCGAAUCCCGAUUCGGAAAGAAUCAGCUUCUGGAAACAGCUGUUUAGCGACAGUCCAGCGGGAAAAAUUGCCAAUGGUUCUUUAUGAAUUUUUUUAGUAUACAUUUUGUACCAAUUCUCGUUUAAUGUGUUGCCUAACCAUUUUAUUUCGAUGAAGUGGAUACGAUAAAUUUUUAUGUUGUAAAAUAAAUUAGAUUAGAUCUAAACAAA